This is a messenger RNA of Armigeres subalbatus, 541 nucleotides long. It is a transcript of the gene Tim8, whose product is annotated as mitochondrial import inner membrane translocase subunit Tim8. The transcript is spliced from 2 exons. The coding region runs from base 138 to 404 and encodes 88 amino acids. The record is from RefSeq and is a predicted model, not a curated record. NCBI's taxonomy places the organism in Eukaryota, Metazoa, Arthropoda, Insecta, Diptera, Culicidae.
UAUCUCACGCGUGGCUGACACAAACUCCAAAAUCGUUCCAUGUUUUCUGAUAGUUGCAUCACUCAACAUUAUUAAACCCGGCAUUGCCAAAAAUCCUUUGAAGAAACUUCUGCUUUUAUCGGUUCCCACACUCGGAAAUGGCUGAUUUUGACGCUGCGAAAGGUGCCGUUGAUCCCGAGCUGCAGGACUUCCUGAUGGCCGAGAAGCAGAAGGCACAGCUCAGUGCACAGAUCCACGAAUUUAACGACAUUUGCUGGGAUAAAUGCAUGGACAAGCCCGGAAGUAAAUUGGACAGCCGCACCGAGACCUGCUUGAAUAAUUGCGUCAAUCGAUUUAUCGACACAUCGCUUUUCAUCACGACGCGAUUCGCACAGACACUGCAGAAAAGCCAAUCUGGGAUGUGAGCCGUUAUAGUUUAACAUGCGACCGGAUGCUGAUGGCGGGUGGACUGUAUUUAAACAUUUAAAACUUAUUCUUAGGUGCAAAUAGAACCGUUUAUCAAUGUGUUCAGGAAUAAAUAUUUGUUAGACAUGGAUAUAAA